AUGGCACCAUCUAAUCCUUUGGCCAAUUGGGAGAGACUGGGUGAUAGUUUCUAUCGCAAGGUUCCCAUCUAUGAUGCCAUCUUCGAUGAAGACAUCGAAUUGGAGAACUACAUCAUCGCUGGCGCUCCAUAUGGAGGAGCUAUCGCACUGCAUCGCGAUGAAAGCAAGCCAUAUCGGUUCCGUGAUGCUCAAACCACCAAGUCGAGUAUUGACAUCUAUUCGUGCUCCGGAAAGCUAAUCAACCGUCUGAAUUGGGAAUUUGGCACGAUCCGGGGCCUCGGAUGGUCUGAUAGAGAGGAGCUUUUGGUCAUUACUGAAGAUGGUACUGUCCGACGUUACUUUGGGCUCCAUGGCGAUUUUACUUCCUUUUCUCUCGGCAAUGGGGCUGAGGAAUACGGUGUAAGGGGUUGCCGUUUCUGGACAUCCGGAUUUGUGGCUUUGCUUUCGAACAAUCAGCUCGUGGCCGUGUCAAAUUACGACGAGCCUCGUCCCCGGCUCUUGGCCCCUUGUCCAGAAGGAGAGGUAUCGUCCUGGUCCUUGAUACCCCCGGCGUACACGCUCUCCCGCUCAGUCGAAGUUCUGUUGGCUGUUGACAAGACCGUAUACUUGGUCGACCCCACAGAGGCGGAGGACAAAGUCCUCCAGAAUGGCCCGUUCAAGCAUGCGAGCGUCUCACCAACCGGGCGAUUCGUCGCACUUAUCACAGCGGAAGGUAAAGUCUGGGUGGUGAGUAGCGACUUCCAAAGCAAGUACAGUGAAUAUGACCCGGAGUCCCGAGUGACACCCAGAACUGUCGAUUGGUGUGGAGAUGACGCUGUUGUUAUCGCAUGGGAGGACGAGGUGCAUCUCAUCGGACCGAAUGGAGUUGCUGCUAGGUACUACAGGUAUUAUUAUGAUGGGACAGUUCAUGUUAUACCGGAAUUUGAUGGUGUACGACUCAUCACCAACGAUACAUGCGAAUUCUUGCAUAAAGUUACUGAUGUGACGGAAGCCAUCUUCCGGCUUGGUUCUACUUCCCCGGCAUCAGUGCUCUUGGAUUCUGUAGACUUGCUAGAGAAAAAGUCUCCAAAAGCCGAUGAAAACAUCCAACGCAUUCGCCCGAGUUUGCCCGAGGCAGUUGACACCUGCGUCAAAGCGGCGGGCCAGGAAUUCGAUACACACUGGCAAAAGCGUCUAUUGAAGGCAGCCUCUUUCGGAAAAUCGGUGCUUGACUUAUACAACAGCGACGAAUUCGUGGAAAUGACGGAGAAACUGCGAGUCUUGAAAGCAGUGAGAGACUAUCAGAUCGGAUUGCCUAUCUCUUACGAGCAGUACAUGCGCCUCACGCCUGAGCGACUCAUUGAACGUUUAGUGAACAGACAUGAGUACCUUUUGGCAAUCCGAAUUUCCGAAUACCUCGAACUUGCCGCGGACAAGAUUUACGUUCAUUGGGCAAGCCAGAAAGUCAAAGUCGCCACGGGAGAUGACGAAGCCGUAUGUAAGCUUAUUGUUCAGAGGUUAGAUGGAAAGCCAGGCAUAUCGUUUGAGUUGAUUGCUCAGACGGCUUACGACGAAGGGCGCGUGCAGCUCGCAACACAAUUACUGAACCACGAACCGCGGGCCGGUAAGCAGGUUCCGCUACUGUUGAAUAUGGAAGAGGAUGAGAUUGCCCUGGACAAGGCAAUUGAGAGUGGAGACGUCGAUCUAGUGAACUAUGUUCUUCUACACCUCAAGGCAAAGCUUCCCCUGGCGAGCUUUUUUCGAACAAUCAACACCCGUCCUAUGGCAUCUGCUCUAGUGGAAACAAAUGCCCGCUCACAGGACACAGAGUUGCUUAAAGACCUGUUCUACCAAGAUGAUCGCCCGAUUGAUGGCUCGAACGUACUUCUUUCGGAGGCUUUGAACGAGACGGACUUGCCGCGGAAGACGGAAAGGCUUCACCUGGCAACCCGUCUGUUGUCAGACUCGAAAGAUCCUUCGGUGGUCCUGCAGCAGAAACUACUCUCCGAAGCCUCACAGCUUUUGAAAGUGCAGGAAGCGUUGGACAAGGAUCUUGCUGACAGGACCGAGUUUCUAGGCUUAAGCUUGAACGAAACGAUAUUUAGGUUGAUCCGAUCAGGUUACGGCAAAAGAGCACAGAAGCUCCAGAGUGAAUUUAAGAUGCCAGAGAAAACAUUCUGGUGGUUGAGAUUGAGAGCUCUAGUCGCUAAGCGAGACUGGGGCGAAUUGGAAGAUAUCGGUAAAAUCAAGAAAUCCCCCAUAGGGUGGGAGCCUUUUUACAAUGAAAUCCUGGGAGCAGGGAACACGAAGCUCGCCUCAGUAUUUGUCCCCAAAUGCACCAACCUGCCCGCAGACGAAAAAGUGGAAAUGUGGGUGAAGUGUGGGAUGAUUGCCAAAGCAGGCGAGGAAGCCUUCCGGGCAAAAAAUCUGAAUGCCCUCGAGCUCCUGCAGACCCGGGCGUCCGGACCAGCCGCCGCCGAGAUCGACCGGAUGAUCAACCAGCUGAGGCCCAGGAAAUAA
Molecule: messenger RNA, 2499 nt
Organism: Aspergillus aculeatus ATCC 16872
Lineage: Eukaryota; Fungi; Ascomycota; Eurotiomycetes; Eurotiales; Aspergillaceae
Gene: vp16
Product: tethering complex subunit VPS16
Exons: 7
Coding region: 1-2499 (832 amino acids)
Biological process (GO): vacuole fusion, non-autophagic; endosomal transport; intracellular protein transport
Cellular component (GO): lysosomal membrane; endosome; cytoplasm
Molecular function (GO): actin binding
Source: RefSeq, a predicted model, not a curated record